ACGCCGCGCUGACAACUUCGCUUGCUACACACAAGCAGCAGUCAAACAAAGUGAAAGUCAGAGAGUCAGACAAUCUCACAAUUCGAGUCGAGUUUUCAGAUCCUUACCUCUAGCGCGUGUGUAUGAGAGUGUGUGUGCCAAGUGUGUGUCUGUGUGAGUGGGUGAAAGCCGCUUAAAAGGCCAGCCCUCGAGUGGCAAAUAACAAACAGCUGAAAGUGCUAAACAAAGUGCGUCAAAGUGUGGCAAAGGAGUCGCGAGUUGAGAAUAAUUGUAAUACGGUUAGCGCCGCUUUUUAUAAGGUGUUUAGCAUUUGGGGUCCGCCAUGAGACGUGGCCAUAUAAAUUUGCAUAAAUAACCGACGAUUCCCCAGCAACUGUAAUUUGUGCUUUGAUAAAUUUGACCAAAACACAAACUUGAAAACUUAAAAAAAACACAACGCAAGAAAAAAACAAACACAUAAACCAAAACAAAACAAACUUGACUUCAAUUAUGGCGAACUCAAACGUUUUGCGGUUGAGCUUCUUGCUGAUCAUUGUUGCGGUGGCGGUGGCAAGCGCGCGUGGCGCCACCGGAAUCAUCAGUGAUGUGAACAACAUGUUGCGCGACACACAGCAGCAACCAGCGACCAGCUCAAUGCCAUCAUCAUCAACUACGGUUCCAUCAUCGAGCGUGGAGUUGCUGCGCUUUGUUGACGAGGACGAAGAUGAGGAUAACAACAACAGUGAGGAUAAUGAGCUGGAAUUGCUAUCGAAUGGCAGCAAACCUGUGGCCAUUAACGCUGAUAACCUGAAGCUGGCCGAUCAGGUGCGUCUGUUGUCCAAGCAAUUGAACGCAUUGAUGACGCGUCGUCGUGAGGAUUACGAAAUGUUGGAGCAUAAUUUACGCAAAUCUCUGCGGCUUACCACGGAUGCGGCGCACGUUGAUGCGGAUAUGCGCAGCGAAUUGGAUCAAUUGAGACGUGAGGUGCAAACGCUGCGUGCCACACACAGCGGCAACAAGGAGCGUCUGACCAUUGAGUGGCUGCAACAAUCGAUAUCCGAGAUACGCAAACAGUUGGUCGAACUCCAACGCACGGCUGGCAAUGUGGCCAACGAUGUGCGUCACAAUGGCGGAGCUGGAUACUACGAGGAUCUGGCGACCAUACGCAACGAUUAUCAACAGCUUAAGCUUGAGUUGGCGGCACAGCGUGAGCGACAGCAGCAGACGGAGGUGAUUGUGCAGGAAAUGCGGGAGGAACUCAUGCAGCAGGAACAAGAAUACAAGCAUCAAUUGAACCGUCAGCAGAAUGCGGCCAAAGCGAGUGCAAUUGCCAAGCAGCAGCAACAACAGUCAGCGAGCAUUGAGGAAUACAGCAGCAGCAGCAGUAGCAACAGCGGCAGCAGUCAGGAAGUCAGUCAAGAGUCACAACAGCUAACGAGCAGCGAGCUGGCCGACCAUCGACGUCGCCAUUGCCGAUUCCAGCAGCAACAAAUACAUAAUUUGCAAAUGGCACAACGUAAUUUGAGGCGUCAGGUGAACGAACUGAAAUAUCAUCAUAUUGAUGAGCGAGUGCGAAGCAUUGAGCUGGAGCAGCAUCGCAUCGCCAAUGCCAAUUUCAAUUUGAGCCGUCAAAUUGCGACACUGGACAAGCUGCACAUCUCCAUGCUGGAGCUGCUCGAGGACGUCGAGGGUCUGCAAAGUAAAAUGGACAAGAACAUACCUGAACUGCGUCACGAAAUCUCCAAGCUCGAGUUCGCCAACGCUCAAAUUAGCUCCGAACAGAAUUUGGUGCGCGAGGAUGGCAAAAAUGCGGCACGUUCCCUCCAAGCGAUGGCAGUCAGCGUCAGUGCGUUGCAAGAUGAGCGCGAUGGCGUCAAGAAGUUGGUUAGCACCGUCGAAAAGUUGCAGUCAAAUGUGGAUCGUGUCGAAUCGUUGGUUAACACUGAACUGCACAAUAAGCUCUCCCAUUUAAACAAACCACACAAGCGACCACACAUGUCGAUGCAGCAGCAACCGGAAGUGGAGCAGGUAACCGAUGUUGAGGCGGAAAACGAGCUGGCCGAAUCGCUGGUGGCCGAACUGGAGAACGUGGAGGCGCAGUAUGAGGCAAUUGUAAACAAACUGCCGCAGGACUGCAGCGAACUGUCGUCGCAGGUGGAUGGACUACAUCUAAUAGCACCCGCUGGUCAACAUCAUCCACUAAUGACACACUGCAAUGCCGAUGGCUGGACGACGGUGCAGCGUCGCUUUGAUGGCAGCGCCGACUUCAAUCGCUCCUGGGCGGACUAUGCCCAAGGCUUUGGCACACCGGGUGGCGAGUACUGGAUUGGCAACGAGCAGCUGCAUCAUUUGACACUGAACAACUGCACACAGCUGCGCAUUCACAUGCAGGACAUCUAUGACAACAAUUGGGUGGCGGAAUAUAAACAUUUCUAUAUCUCAUCAAGGGACGAUGGCUACAGGCUGCACAUUGGCCAAUACAGUGGGAACGCAUCGGAUGCUCUGAACUAUCAGCAGGGUAUGCAAUUCUCGGCGAUUGACGAUGAUCGCGAUAUCUCACAGACGCACUGUGCUGCUAACUAUGAGGGUGGCUGGUGGUUCUCUCAUUGCCAGCACGCCAAUCUCAAUGGUCGCUACAAUUUGGGCCUAACUUGGUUUGAUGCGGGCCGCACCGAAUGGAUUGCGGUCCGAUCAAGCCAAAUGAUGGUCAAGCGUUUGUCCAGCGAGGAGUGUGCGCCCAGCAUGAAUCCCAUUGGCAAUGAGGCGUCAACAGUGACAGUGACAGCAAGUUCACAGCAACUGGCAACAACAUCAACGACACAACGGCCAACCACUGUGGUGCAGUUCGUUGCCGCUGCGCAGGCGUAAGCAAGCAGCUAAUGCAAAAAAAAAAAAAACUUAGCUAACUUAGCUUCAGUGAACCACCAGAGCCA
Molecule: messenger RNA, 2912 nt
Organism: Drosophila nasuta
Lineage: Eukaryota; Metazoa; Arthropoda; Insecta; Diptera; Drosophilidae
Gene: sca
Product: scabrous
Exons: 4
Coding region: 490-2847 (785 amino acids)
Source: RefSeq, a predicted model, not a curated record